This is a messenger RNA of Anopheles coustani, 2685 nucleotides long. It is a transcript of the gene Sobp, whose product is annotated as sine oculis-binding protein homolog A. The record is from RefSeq and is a predicted model, not a curated record. The transcript has 5 exons. Bases 1 to 2589 code for a protein of 862 amino acids. NCBI's taxonomy places the organism in Eukaryota, Metazoa, Arthropoda, Insecta, Diptera, Culicidae. Gene Ontology annotation, cellular component: nucleus. Gene Ontology annotation, biological process: animal organ development.
AUGGCAACAGCAUCUUCAACGAGCACGUCUCCGCCGCGGAUAAAGGUCAAGAAAGAGCUCUGCACCGACAACGAAACAAUCAAGGAGCUCGCCGAAACGGCAAUGAAUGACAUCCUCGGCUGGUACGGCUACGACAGCGUCGAUCGUCUUGAGGUAGCCUCCGGUUCGGCUUCGUCGACGAUCGAAACCUCCGAAGGGGUGACCGGUCGCCUCCGGCCCGACAACGACCACAACUCCUUACCAUCCGGCACCUCCUCGUCAUCGUCCGUCGUUGUGUCGAACACCAAACGAAUCGAAUCCAAAGCAACCUGCCCGCAAACGGCCGUCUCCCAACAACAAGUUAUUCAUCUUCAUUCGCGCGCCAUCGGUGAUCACUUCCUCACACAGGACGAUCCCGACCAUCCGCCGGUCGCUUCAGCUUCGUCCAGCACGGAACGUAGAACCGGCCGGGAUGCAGCAUCGGCUACCGCCACCAUUGGUCAACCCGGUUCCCCACCGAACGACGCUACGGCGACACGGAACGGUAUCGUCUUACAUCAUCAGGCGCAUCCCCAGCAGCACCAUCUUGGGCUGGGCGCACAGGGAGGUGGUGGAGGUGGUGGUGGUGAAAGCUCCACCUCCGAGAAGGACAGCUCGAGGGAAAGCUCCAAGAGCCCGAUGCUGAUGAAAAUGCUCGACAAGCAAGAACAGACGUGCCAGUGGUGCCGAAAAGUGAUACCAUCGCAUCAGCCUGGCAUCCUGGGCACCACCGAGGGCAUGAUUUUCUGCACCGAGGCCUGCUUCUCCCAGUCACGUCGGGCGUCCUUUAAGCGGGCGAAAACUUGCGACUGGUGCCGGCACGUGCGACACGCCGUGAGCUACGUUGACUUCCAGGACGGCGCCAGUCAGCUGCAGUUCUGCUCGGAUAAGUGUCUCAAUCAGUACAAGAUGCAGAUCUUCUGCAACGAAACGCAAGCCCACCUGGAGCUGAAUCCGCAUCUGAAGGAAAAGAGUUCAUCGGCGGGAAGUCUCAUCACUCCGGAGCUGUGGAUGAAAAACUGCAAAAGCUGCUCGAUGUCACCAGUGUCCGAUCGGUCGGAAUCUGUUUCGCCCGUGCCAUCGGUGGCAAUUCGAUCCUCUCCGGAACCAUCGCCAGGGAUAAUGCUACAAUCACCGACACCGGCAAAGAAGCCGCUUAUUUCUGUUGCUCCACCUUCCAAACUUUUGUCGAAGUCAUUGCAGAGCGCCCUGAAUCGUCCCAGUUCGAAGAGUGCUCGGAAACGUCGUUCAACGAUCCACAGGCCAUCAGCGGGACAGCAAAGCGGAAGUGUCAGCUCGAAACGAUCCUUAUCGAGUCAACAUCAAGCGGACUAUACACUGACAAGUGGAUCUGGAACAAAUAACCUGGGUGGAGGCAGUAGUUCCGGUAGUAAUCUUAACAACAAUAACGUCACAAUCCCGAACAACAAUCUAUCCGUCAGCAGUUCCGCUGCGAUACAAUCAAAACCGUGCACUGUGACAUCGUCCAACGUGCAGGAUCUAAGAAUGUUACAGAAAAAACACAUUUCCCCGGGGGGAUUCGAUGGACGGGAUGCUAACGUUAUAGGGUCACUGGUACCACCGCCUCCACCUCCACCGCCCUUGAACAUCCCACCACAAUUUUUACCACCACCGCUCAAUCUACUGCGUCCACCCUUUUUCCACAUGAAUCCAGCUCAUUUGCGCUUCAACAGUGGACUUGCAAAUGCACCAAAUCUCGUCCAACCACAGCCCCAACCACCACCCCCACAGGCAUCUGCACAGAUGGGACCACCACCCAGCCCUCUUCCUGGUGUACCACUGGGCCACACAAAUCGGCCUCCACCGCUGCCGAACCUACUCGGAAUGGGGUCACCACCACCAGUGACAAUUCUAGUCCCGUAUCCAAUAAUCGUCCCACUGCCCUUGCCCAUUCCGGUACCGAUUCCUGUGAUAGAUUUCCUGCGCGCGGCCCUUCCAAAGGAACCUAAAGAGGCAACCCAACCAGCCGAAGAUGGAGGAUCAAAGAUCGAUGAUCUCAGCGGGCAAGAACAACUCGAUUUAGACACUCCACUAGAUUUUACCCUAACCAGCGCUGGCAAGCUACACGAAAGAGAUUCGCUGGAGCGCUCAAACAUCGAACGGGCAUACGAACAGGGUGUGAAAAUAAUUAACUACCCUUGCCCCAGCGAUGAAACUUUGGCAUACAAACUCUCCUCGGUCAGAUCGGAUCCGAACGAGGAAGAGAACGGAUUAUCGAGUGUGAAGGGGGGAGGAGAGUCCUCAAAGCAGCUGAUACCUAAAAUUAAGAUUUUUCGUCAGGAAACAACGUGCGUCGGGAAUGAAAGUAAUGAGACGACCUCCUUGGCAGGCAAUAUACGUCAGCCAAUGGACAUCGAUGAGGAGGAUAUCGAACGCGAGCGAAAGGAAAUGGUUGAUCGCAGUCGUCCUUUACGGAAGCGGAAGAGGGUCGUGGGGCAACAACAUUUAGAGGCAAAACCGAGUGUGAGUGAAACGGCCAGCGAAGGAAUGGUGGAUGAGCAUGUAGAAAAAGGCUCCACAGGUGGACUGGGCACACCUCAGGAGACAUGAGACGUUCGUGGUGCUGUUCAUGCAUGAUCAACAUGAUCUUUACAUGUAAUUGUCUAGUAUUUCUUGAUGUAUAAGGCUAACCUAAUUAUGCAUAGA